AUGGCAACCACUCCCCCCCCUCGAGGAAGACUACGUACUCCUCCUGCUCCCACCCAUGAAUGCGGAUAUAAUGGGUAUUCCCCCUACUCUGGCUCACCACGACGAUCAAAGCGCCUAGCAACCCGCAAUGAUAUCCUUCAUGUGCGAAAUCAAGAUGGGGAGUCUCAUGUUUCUAGUGAUAGACUUCAUUCUGAUUCCGACGGAAACUCCCAUUAUCUCUGUCAUGACUCUGACGCCGCUUUAUCCGCCCCCAACUCAACCAAACAGUCGCCUUCAUCCAAUUCUGAUAUACAACACAACUCUCUCUUACCUUACACUAAAAGCAGCGCUAGUCGCGUGACAAAGAAAACACUCCCCUCGCUUCCAUCCUCACACAAAUCUUCAGAUAAUACACUCCAGCAGACCACCAUGGCUGUAGGGAUGCUUCCAACUCCUGCCAAAACUCCUCGAAAGAAAAACAUUCCGGAUUCUGGAGCUAUUGCACGAGACUUAUUCACAAAUCGUGCUCGAGCCAUGGACUUAGAGCGACGUUCCCAGAGGCGCCCUAGAGGCAAAAAGUACAGUGGAUUUUCAUUGGAGAGUUUUCAUUCCAACCCGGAAGAGAAUAACGGUUCUGUGGAAAUCUAUACGGACGUCAGAGACCGUAUUCCAACUCUGAAUUCCUCAGAGGAUAAUCCCUUUAUUAGCCGUCCAGAAGAAGCUAAAACUCCGAAAGUCGAGGAAUCUGAUGGCAAAGCGAAGAGAAGAAAGGUCAACGAGGAUGACAUUGAUCGCGAUCCCGCAGUGGAUGAAAUGGUAAACCGUGAUGACGGCGUGCUCUGCGUUUUCCGAGGAAAGAAGAUCUUUCGCAAAUUCAAGCCUAAAGAUAUUGACGAGUCUGAUGGUGACAACGAUCCUGGCCUUUUAGGCUCCAUGGAUGAUAUUCCUUCUAGCCGAACCCGCCAUUUUACUCGGUCAUCUAUCAAACCACGAGUUUUGUUCCCAACCGCGGAUCAGCUACGCACUCGUGCAGCGAAAGCAAAAGCUGCCAAGGUGAGCGAACACGCGACAAACGGAAAAGAAGAAAAAAUGGAAGAACAAUUAAAUGCAUCGAGCCAAAGCGAGGCAACUGACGCGAAUAAUGAUCCUGUUACUCCCCCGUCUAAGAUGACGCGUCUUGCCACGCCUUCAACUCCUCUCGCUUCGGGCCGUUCCCUUCGCUCUCAUACCAAGAAGUCCGAAUCUGAGAUUACUCCAGAUACUUCUAGCAGUCCGACUGGAAAUCGGUUUAGCCCUUUUGAUCGUUGGACACGUAUCAAAGCUCGGUCUUCUCCAUCCGGUAAAGGAAAGAAGCGAAGCUCCAGCUCUCUCGGACACGAUACUCCCCACCAAUCCAAGAAAGUUCAUCAGUCUAAGUGAGAACAAAUUUACAACAUUUACCAUAGGUCACAAAAACGUGGCGCAACUUCUUUGGAGUGGGAAUAUUCCAUCCUUCUUGAUUCUUUUCUCUCGAGUUCCUUCUGAAAACCAGAUUCGAUGAUCUUUCAAUGUUUUAUUUCUCCUCUUUGUUUUCCAUGAUACGAUGACGAUGACCUGUGCUUUUUCCUUUACUCUCUUCCAUUUUCUUUUAAGGACCUUUGUCAUUUUCUGAUGUUUCCUGGUCCUUGGCAUUUAAUUCCCCCCCCCCCCCCCCCCCUCUUAAAAAAAAAAAAAAAGGAAAAAAAAGGAAAAAAGAAAAGAAAAGGAAAAAGGGUGCAUACAGUGAUCAUGAUGUUAUUUCCUGUGCUCUUUUUGAGAUGGACCUUUGUGGUUGGGGUUUACAAGGGUAUGUAUUCCUGCUGAUGAUCACAGGCUGGCUCUUCUUUUCUUUUCAUACCUAGUUUCAAUCAAUGAUCCAUCGGUGGUUCUGGAACAACAGGCGGGUUGGGUGGACUUUGGUCGGUGGUUUUUUUUUUCUUUAUUAAACCCAUCUGUAUGUGUCUUUUGUCUUUUCUGGUGCAGUGCGGUUUGAAUUUACAAUCCUGGGUUAGCUAGGAUAAGAGAUACUAGGUCUAGGUCAGGUAAUAAGGCUUCAUUAACUACUCA
Coccidioides posadasii C735 delta SOWgp is the source of this 2064-nucleotide messenger RNA. RefSeq lists its product as uncharacterized. The record is from RefSeq and is a predicted model, not a curated record. NCBI's taxonomy places the organism in Eukaryota, Fungi, Ascomycota, Eurotiomycetes, Onygenales, Onygenaceae.